GUAAGGUUUAAUUGGUUGGGUGUGUCUCAUAUGGUAACUUUCAAAAUGGUGUUUUGAAAACACGAUUGAAAAAUAAACACAAUGUCAUGGUGUUUUUUUAAAAAACACAACAAAAAGAAACACUUCGGUUACCAAACGCUCCCUAAAAUGAAAGAAAGUGGAGAAAAUGGGAAAUACAACAAAAGGGUUUAAAACAGACUGGGCCUUUCGAAAGCCCAGCCCAGCCCAUAACCAAAUGCAGAUUUUAGCCCCGGAUCAAAAACCGAGAUAGAAAAAUCUAGAUCAAAACACCUAGGGUUUUUGUGUAUAAACUACAAAAAUACACCGCUCCCCAAAAAUCUCUCUCGUUCCUCUCUUCUCCAUUCGUCGAAGGCGAUCACAGAAGGAGCACAAUGGCAUUCGUCAAGGCCCAGAAGUCCAAGUCUUACUUUAAGCGAUUUCAAGUGAAAUACAAGAGGAGGAGAGUGAAUUCUCUCUUGUUUCAGAGCCUGGUGCGUAAAUAUCUCCUCUGCUUGACAAUACCACUUGGUUUAGGAGAAACAAGAGCAGGAUAGAACCAAAAGGAACAAGAAAAAAAUAAAUAGAAAAAGAAAGCCCUAGAAGAUUUAAUCGGAGAAUAGGCAAAAAUGCCACAAGUUCGUAUCGUCGCGAGAAACUUCAUGGACAUGGUGGCUGCUCUCCCUGCUGUUAAGCUUGACAAACUCUACGAGAGCUCCUUUAUCUGUGAAGCCGUCCUCAGGUCUCUCCCGCCUCUAGCGAAGAAGUAUGUUCUACAAAUGUUAUUUAUUGAUUCGCCAGUGACAGCCAAGUUUAUGGAAGAGUGGGUGCUAGCAGAUGGAUAUUCUAAGCACAAAGUGGCGAUUGAUAGGUUACUUCAACUGAGGGUUUUUAUUGAGGCCAAUGACAGGAAAAAAGAGAACAGUUACAAGAUGAACCCAAAAUUUCAGAGCAAUAUGCAGAAAUACUUGGUCCAUGGUGGAACUCUAUCUAGAGAGCCAAUGUCCUCCAAUAUCACAGGGAGAUUGCCAAGCUUAGAGGAUCUAGAGGCCUAUGCUCUUGAGCAAUGGGAGUGUUUCUUGUUGCAACUCAUAAGCUCAGCUCAAGUGGAGAGGGUAACGAAUUUCAGCUCCUCUAUGAUGCGAGUUUUUCAGCGAGGUCUUUUGAGUUCAAGGGAAAAUGAAGCUGUGAGGUUAACUGAGAAUGGCUUUCAGUUCCUGCUGAUGGAUACAAAUGCCCAAUUAUGGUACAUAGUAAGGGAAUAUAUCUCAUCUUCAGAGGAUCGUGGUGUGGACCCAACAGAACUAAUAUCAUUUCUGCUUGAGCUUAGUUUUCAUACCAUGGGCAAGGCAUAUAACUUGAGUACGUUGACUGAUGUGCAAAGAAAUGCUAUAAAAGAUCUUGCAAGCCUGGGACUAGUCAAACUUCAACAGGGAAGAAAAGAAAGCUGGUUUAUACCUACUAAGUUAGCUACCAAUCUGUCAGUUAGCUUGUCUGAUACAUCAGCACGCAAGCAGGGAUAUGUAGUGGUGGAAACGAAUUUCAGAAUGUAUGCUUACUCGACAUCGAAACUGCAUUGUGAAAUUUUGCGUUUGUUCUCAAGGAUAGAGUAUCAACUUCCAAACCUUAUUGUUGGAUCUAUAACAAAAGAAAGUUUAUACAAUGCUUUCGAAAAUGGAAUUACUUCCGAUCAGAUUAUUUCUUUCCUUCAGCAGAAUGCACAUCCUCGAGUUGCUGAGAAGACACCGGCAAUUCCAGAAAAUGUUACUGAUCAGAUUAGAUUGUGGGAAGGGGACCGAAACAGAGUUGACUUGAUUCCAUCUCAUCUGUACGAAGAUUUCCCAUCCAAGGAUGUAUUUGAAGCAGCUUGUGACUUUGCAAGGGAACUUGGUGGCUUGUUGUGGGAAGACUCAAAGAAGAUGAGAUUGAUUGUUGAUGGAGAUCUACACCAACAUAUGAGGGAUUUUCUCAGGCGACAGAAAUAACAACUAUAAAUGCCAUUCUUCACUGUGCCAACGAACUUUCCUCGUCGAAAUUAAGAGGACAGACCAAAUUUUUGUUGGUGAUCAUGAGCGCAAGCCUGCUAACGUAUUCGUUCGAUCAAUCUUCUGCAAUAAAGUUAGUGAAGCUUUUCGAAAGCUUCAGGUUUAAUAAUUCUGGAAUACUGUAUUCAUCCCAAUUCUAAAGAGGAAAAAAGGACACGAUUCAGGUGCUAGAAACCAAGAAAUACUUAUACUCUACUCAGGGGGUGUUUGUUUCAAAUCCUAUAAUUUUAGGAUAUGGAUUUCAACAUGGGAUUUGAAAUC
Molecule: messenger RNA, 2303 nt
Organism: Asparagus officinalis (garden asparagus)
Lineage: Eukaryota; Viridiplantae; Streptophyta; Magnoliopsida; Asparagales; Asparagaceae
Product: RNA polymerase II transcription factor B subunit 2
Exons: 17
Coding region: 627-1982 (451 amino acids)
Biological process (GO): nucleotide-excision repair
Cellular component (GO): transcription factor TFIIH holo complex; transcription factor TFIIH core complex
Molecular function (GO): double-stranded DNA binding; ATPase activator activity
Source: RefSeq, a predicted model, not a curated record